Neoarthrinium moseri is the source of this 987-nucleotide messenger RNA. RefSeq lists its product as uncharacterized. NCBI's taxonomy places the organism in Eukaryota, Fungi, Ascomycota, Sordariomycetes, Amphisphaeriales, Apiosporaceae. Gene Ontology annotation, biological process: mitochondrial proton-transporting ATP synthase complex assembly. The transcript has a single exon. Bases 1 to 987 code for a protein of 328 amino acids. Gene Ontology annotation, cellular component: mitochondrion. The record is from RefSeq and is a predicted model, not a curated record.
AUGGCUGCUGCACAUCGAGCGCCAGCGCUACGCAGCCUCCUGGGCCGACAGCUCCCAAGCUUCCGCGCACCGGUUCAGCAACGGCGCUGGGCCCAGGUCCACGAUGUGCGAUUCCUCGCCACAACCCAAGCGUCGCGCAAUGUUGCCGAGAAGUACCGGGAGAAGCUCGACCGCAAGGCGAAGGAGGAGGGCCACCAGGACAUUGGUUCGCUAAAGGCGGCCUACGCCGACAAGAUCGAGGAGCAUAGAAAGAAGAGCAAGAUCUCGGUACCGGGCCUGGACGCCCUGAUAGCUGACGAAGAGCCUCCCGCGCAGUCGCCCCCACGAUCGCAGUCCUCGCCCGAGAGCACGACGACCGCCCCCGAGCAGAAACAACCCCGCCCGGCAGCAUCCUCCUCAACCGGGAAGUCGGGCAUCAAGCCGCUCUCCGAGAUCCUCGACCUGCCCAAGGCCCGCGAGUUGCCGGUGAAGGAGCUCUCGGCCAUCUGGCGGCUGCGGCACGCCUCGAACCCGAGCUCGCUGUGUGCCGUGAUACCGGCGGCGACAUACAAGGCGUUGGAGGCGACGGCGAGGCAGCACCCGACAUUCGUGCUGCCGGUGCCGCGGGCGGAAGCCGGCGCCGAGAUCCAUUUUCUGCAGUGGGUGUUUGACGCAGAGUCCAAGACGAGCACGGUGCUGUUCACCCAGCUGGCAGAAUACAAGGUCCGCGGCGAGUGGGCUCAGCCGCACACCAGCGUUACGCAUUACUGGGACCCCGAGGUCGCCGACAACCAGGGGGUGGCGUUAAUGGCAGGCAACGUUGUUGAUGGCCGUGGUGCUAACCUUCAGGAUGCGCAGUGGCUGGUCAUGUUGAUGCAGCGAUUUUACGGCGCAGAGGGCGCAGCCGGGUCCGGAGAGAAGAGGAAGCUACUGGAGGAGUUCGCAAAGGGUGCCAAUGGCGAGUUUAGCGUUGAGAAGCUUCUGGAGGAGAGCGAGAAGCUGGGUUAA